Molecule: messenger RNA, 2060 nt
Organism: Etheostoma spectabile (orangethroat darter)
Lineage: Eukaryota; Metazoa; Chordata; Actinopteri; Perciformes; Percidae
Gene: lrrc18b
Product: leucine rich repeat containing 18b
Exons: 4
Coding region: 384-1115 (243 amino acids)
Cellular component (GO): cytoplasm
Molecular function (GO): protein binding
Source: RefSeq, a predicted model, not a curated record
CUGAAGCUGCAUGGUCACAGCCAUGAAGUCAACUGAGAGAAAACAGCAGUUGCCUGGAAACAAGAGGAAACAAACCCAUGUCUGGCAGAGUGAGUCUGUCUGACGGAAAGCUACUGCACAACACGUCUUUUCUUUGUCUGACUUUGAGCUGUAUAGUUCUUGUUUACAAAUCUCUUGUGGUGGCGUCUUGAUGCAAAGUGAAAUUCUCAGGUUGGAGAAAUAAAUGUGAGGCCCUUUUUUCUUUUUCAUAUUACUCAGCGUGCUGGAUCUCAGGACGCUGACUCAGCAGGGCUGCUGGCUGGACUGUGUUGGGUAACAUCAUCUUUCAUUCCUGAUCACUGUUAACUACAGUCCCCUUCGCUGGUCUGUGACUCUGCAGCAGAAUGGCCAAGGGCAAGAAAAUCAAACAGGCUAAAAGUAAGACCAUCACCUUGAAAGUGGCUCAGAACUGUGUGGAGUUGACUCUGGACGGUAUACGUCGUCUGAACCUCAGUUUCAAAGAAGUCGUCACGGUGCCGAAGUGCAUCCAGAAGCUGUGUGAAAUGGAUGAACUGGACCUGAGCAGGAACCUGAUUACAAAGGUCCCGGACUUCAUUGACAAUUUCAUCCGAAUCCGUGUUUUGGAUCUGCACAGCAAUUAUCUGGAGGAGCUCCCUUUAACAAUUGGACGUCUCCAGAGCUUGCAGGUUUUGAACCUGUGUAAUAACCGUCUGACGAGCCUCCCCAGCGAGAUCGGCCUGCUAAGGAGCCUCCAGACGCUCAACCUGGGUAUAAACCGACUGGAAAGUCUUCCGUCCUCCAUCUCUGCAUUAAAAGAGCUCCGCCACAUCGGCCUUUCUGACAACCGAUUCACCCGGGUUCCUGGCUGCCUCCGGAAGCUGAGCAACCUGGAGAGUGUGAACCUGGACAGGAACCCAAUGGCCAUUGAGGAGGUACCCAGCAACGAGUCCCUGAUGAUGGCAGAGAGGUUUUAUCUGGUCCAGGAGAGUGACCUGUGUAAGGACUGCCUGAAUAAGUGCCAAAUUGAGAGGAAGAAUGUGGAGGAUGUGGAAAACAGGAAGGAGACAUUAUUGGGUACAUCCGACUUGGUGACCCAGGAAAACAGGGAGAUGUAGAGAUGGGUUUCACUGAAAAAACACACGUCUUUUCAUUCUUUAUUACUCUUUUAAUUUGACCAAACUGUAAAUUCAAGCAUACUGUAAUGUACCCUUGAUAGUAAAGUGGUUUUAAGUUUUACCAUCUGCGGUUUGAAACGUACAGUAAGCAGCCUGAGUAGAUUAACAAAAAAUAAAUUAUUACUACAUGAUGCACUAAUAUAGUUACAGACUGACUUUUGGGCCAACAACAGCCCAUCUCAACCUUCUAAAGUUCUUCAAAAUAAAGUGUCACAUUGGUUAAAUAAAUUAGGUUAAUAUCCAGUGGGCGUCUUGAAUGACAGAAACCUAAUGUAGUUUCACAUUUGUGAUUUUCUCAUUUAUGGUAGGACACAGUUUAAAAGUCAAAAUCAUCAAGCAGCAUGAAUCAAAUUUCAAACAUCUAUCACAGUUUUGGCUAAAAGUAAGAAAACCACCUUGAAAGUGGCUCAGAGGUGUGUGGAAAAAAAUAACCUGUAUGUAUACAUUUGGCAGAUUUAACAGCAUGAAAAAUAACAAAGGCAAAUAAAAAUGAUGUACAGUACUGCCUGUGUUGACAGUCUCUUCGGCCUAGAGGGCAGCAAAGACUACCAGAAGCCACAAACACCAACACUUCAUUCAACCAGCACUUUUCCGUCACUGAUUGUGAAAGUUUCCACAAACUAUAACCUAAAGGUAGUCUGUCAAUACAUCAUUAUGCAUCUUCUGUUUAUUUGAAAUCUCUUGAAAAGGGGCAGCACUGAUUUUCUGCACAUUAUAUGCAUCUUCACUGUUACUGUCACUGUGAAAUGAAGUACAUUAACGUCACAGCAAUGUGAUGCAACGUUUAAAGAGUAUCAAUUAUUCAAAGGAUCAUAAACGAGAAAUUGUAAUAUCUUGUAAUGUCAAUGAUGACCUUUGAAUAAACACAAAUCCACUUUUUGGUUA